Nycticebus coucang (slow loris) is the source of this 2130-nucleotide messenger RNA. RefSeq names its product free fatty acid receptor 1 (gene FFAR1). The transcript has 2 exons. Gene Ontology annotation, cellular component: plasma membrane. The record is from RefSeq and is a predicted model, not a curated record. Gene Ontology annotation, biological process: G protein-coupled receptor signaling pathway; positive regulation of cytosolic calcium ion concentration; positive regulation of calcium ion transport. Bases 71 to 952 code for a protein of 293 amino acids. Gene Ontology annotation, molecular function: bioactive lipid receptor activity. Lineage: Eukaryota; Metazoa; Chordata; Mammalia; Primates; Lorisidae.
CCUUUUCUGUGGGUGGGACAGGAGCGAGUUGGACUCGGGAGCCAGAGCAGCAGCAGCAGCACCUGGUCCCAUGGACCUGCCUCCGCAGCUGGCCUUCGCCCUCUACGUGGCCGCCUUCGUGCUGGGCCUCCCGCUCAACGCCCUGGCCAUCCGGGGCGCCGCGGAGCAUGCCCGGCGCCGCCUCACUCCCAGCCUGGUCUACGCCCUGCACCUGGGCUGCUCCGACUUGCUGCUGGCGGUCUCCCUGCCCCUGAAGGCGGCGGAGGCCCUGGCCUCGGGAGCCUGGCCCCUGCCCGCCGCACUCUGCCCGGCCCUGGCCCUGGCCCACUUCGCCCCGCUCUACGCCGGCGGGGGCUUCCUGGCCGCCCUGAGUGCUGGCCGCUACCUGGGCGCGGCCUUCCCCUUGGGCUACCAAGCCAUCCGGAGGCCGCGCUAUUCCUGGGGGGUGUGUGUGGCAAUAUGGGCCCUUGUCCUCUGUCACCUGGGGCUGGUCUUCGGGUUGGAGGCUCCCGGAGGCUGGCUGGGCAUCGUCACCCCGGUCAACGGCUCUCCGGUGUGCCUGGAGGCCUGGGAGCCCGCAUCGGCCGGCCCGGCCCGCCUCAGCCUCUCCCUGCUCCUGUUCUGUGUGCCGCUGCUGGUCACGGCCUUCUGCUACGUGGGCUGCCUCCGGGCCCUGGCGCACUCGGGCCUGAGCCACAGGCGGAAGCUGAGGGCGGCCUGGGCGGCCGGCGGGGCCCUGCUCACGCUGCUGCUCUGCUUAGGCCCCUACAAUGCUUCCAACGUGGCCGGCUUCCUGCUCCCCGGCAUGGACAGCCACUGGCGGCAGCUGGGGCUCAUCACAGGUGCCUGGAGCGUCGUGCUCAAUCCGCUGGUGACCGGUUACUUGGGAAGGGGUCCUGGCCGGGGGACUGUAUGUGCGGCAAGAACGCAAGGUGGGAUAUCCCAGAAGUAGCAGACCUGGGCGCACGGGAGAAGCGCAGCGCAGGAGAGGCCUCUGCUGCGGGCCGCUGCCAAGGAACUGCAAGGCAGCCUGGCGUGGAGGCAGCCCUGGAGGCCCUGGUGGAAAGGGUUGCCCCGGCGAAGACAGCGUCCCGAGCCCAGGAGGAGAAUGGAGGCUGGGAGAGAAGCCGCAGAGGGGAAGACAGAGCCUCAAGCUGUCAUCCUGGGUAGAGUGUGGUGGCAUCGCAGCUCACAGCAACCUCCAACUCCUGGGCUCAAGCGAUUCUCCUGCCUCUGCCUCCCAAGUAGCUGGGACUACAGGCACCCGCCACAACGCCCGGCUGUUUUUUGGUUGCAGCCAUCAUUGUUGUUUGAUGGCCAGGGCUGGAUUCGAACUCGCCAGCUCAGGUGUAUACAGCUGGUGCCUUAGCCACUUGAGCCACAGUCGCCGAGGCAAGUGUACACUUCUCUUGACUGCAAAUGGAAUUAUGAAUAAUCUAUGUGCUUACAUUUUUGAUGAAGGUUAACUUUUUAUAGAUUUGUGUAUAUAUCAUGGUAGUAAGUGAUAAAAGAGACUAGUAUCUACCUUUGUUUUUUGCAUUUGUGACAUACUUUUGUCUUAAUGUUUUUGAUAUUUCUAGGCUCUUUACUGCAAUCUUUUUUAAAUUAUUGAAAAUCUCUAAAAAAAUUUUCCAAUCUAUUUAUUGUAAAAAUAAAUGCAAACCUGUGCUAUUCACGGGUCAAGUGCACCAUCUCUCCUAUGCUGGGCAUCCAGCUGAGUGCUUUAUAAUGAGUGCUGAUUCCCUGCACCCACAGUCAACCCUUGGACUUGGCUGUGCAACUGCUGUGCAAAUGAAUAGGUGGUUCACUACCUGAGGGUGCCAGGCAGAGGGGCAAACAUUGACUGAAUUCCACCCUGUGCCUGCCUUAAUAGAAGGAGCAUCUUACUCUGACUUGAAUGAAGAUACCACUUACCCCUCUGGCAGUGUGUCUUGACACUAGGUGUGCUCCCCUGAGCAAAUUUUUUUUGAAAAUUUAGCAAAUUUUUCUUAAUUUGCAAAAAGGUGCCACACCAAGUAGCUACCAUCCUCUAACAGGGACAGACAGUAGAUUAGUGACUGUCUGGGCAGUGGGGGUGGAAAUAGAGAUUGCGUGUACAUGAGUAUGAGAGAUCUUGCUUCUAAAAGUGGA